CUUUUUCUUAUUUCUCAACUUGUUUGUUUGUUUUUUCUUUCUCUUUUUUGCUAUUUUAUCUAUAUAUAAAUACGAAUAACAAAUAACAGAAGAAUGAAGAUAUUAGAACUACCAAAUGAAAUACUUCAAUUGAUUUCAGAUUAUCUACCAAAAAACAGUAUGACAAGACUGUGUCUUACGUGCAUAAAAGGAUAUCAAUCAUUUCUACCCAUUUUGUAUCGACAUAUUGAACUAGGCCAUCGUACUCAAAUAAAGCAGCUGGAAAAAGGUCUUUUGAGGAAUGCAUAUCUGAAAGAAACAGUCAAGACACAUACUCAAAUUCUUACACUCAAAUGUCGACAAGGUGGAAAUAGUCACUGGCUGGUUAUUUCGCUAUUUGAACAAUUACCCAAUGUGAAGCGACUCUACUUUUGUGAUUUCCUUGCAUUAUCCAUCACAAAAGUCCGACAAGUGCUGUGUCUGUUACCUCGCUUAAGCUGUCUUUAUUUUCAGUAUUGUGAUUUAACGACGACAACAACAGCAACAACAAUGAUCGACUCGUAUAGAAAUUUGCCGAAUUUAAAGGAACUCACUUUAUUAUGGACUGACUUUUCAACAGAAGCCAUUGAGCAGCUGUUGAGCUUUACUCCCCACUUGAACCACAUUGUUUUAGGGGCAAACCAUAACCGGAGACCAUCUGCCAAUAAUUCAGCACUCCAUAUGUUGGCUGCAAAGUGCCCUGACAUUCACAGUCUAUCUAUUUCACUACAACAAAUCAAGGAAGACUCUCUUUGUCGUGUUAUUCAGUUGUAUGGACCACAAUUAGAGUAUCUCUCGAUACGAUGUGAGGGAAGUAAUACCUUGAUGUCUAUAUCCCAACAUACAAAACGAUUGAAGCACUUGGUCAUUCGAUGCAGUAAUUAUACUGGUUAUAAUAGUGUGAUGAAUGUAUUGCAACACUGCCGAUCGUUGACUCAUUUAGAAAUGGUAAGCUGGCCAUUGCAUGAUGUACCUAGUGUUGUUUUGGAACAAAUUCGAGUUCGAGACAAAGGUACUGCAACACAAGCAUCGACUAUUUCAUUUCUAGAGGGCAUUAAGAGAACAGUGGCACUAGAUAGACAAGACUUGCAAGAAAUUCGUCGUUUAUGUCUUUAUUAACAUCCAUAUUGCCCAUUUUAUUAUUAUCUUGCAUUACUGCCAACAUGCUUACAAUACCAUUUACACUUCUUUAUUAAUAAAUAAAUUUCUUCUUUUUUUUAAUUUUGACAA
Messenger RNA from Gilbertella persicaria, 1248 nucleotides. RefSeq lists its product as uncharacterized. Gene Ontology annotation, molecular function: protein binding. The transcript has a single exon. Lineage: Eukaryota; Fungi; Mucoromycota; Mucoromycetes; Mucorales; Choanephoraceae. Bases 94 to 1137 code for a protein of 347 amino acids. The record is from RefSeq and is a predicted model, not a curated record.